AUGCAUUGCAACCAUUGGCAACCAAGGAUGCAAAUAUAUCCUUUUUUGAUAUUUUGUGCUUUGUGGGCUCUAGGAACAACCCAGGAGUUUGUUCCUACGGUAUGGAGAUCUAAUGUGGAGGUUUAUGAAACCGAUUUUGAGCAUUGGGGUGGCAUCUUGGAUGCCUUCAGGGAUUCCAAUACUUUGAUGUUUCAUUUCGAGGAUAAUUUCGAGGAUCGUUUGCUGAUAACAUUUGAUAGCGGUAGGAAUUGGCGAACUGUCGAUGUGUUUGGGGAAGGUAUUCCAUGGGUGGAUGUUGAUGAGUUUCAUAAAGAGAGAGCGUUCGUAACGACCUCGUCUGGAAAGGUCCAUAUGACAGAAGAUCAGGGAAGAAGUUGGAAGCAACUUUCUUUACCACAGGAAACCGAAGGCCAGAGUGAUUGCUUCUUUGACACACAUCCUUUCAAUACGAAUCUUCUAUUGCUACGCUGUGGUAUUACAAGGGAAAGCCAAGACUCACACUAUUUUAGAGAAGAUGUCGCUUACGCUUCCGAUGAUGCUGGGAAAAGCUUUAGACGUAUUUCGGCGCCAUUUGAAGAAUAUGAAGCUACUCAAGACCUAGAAUACCGUGGUACUACCUGCAAGUUUGCCACUUCAUCAAAAGAGUCUAUUUUCGAUAGGGAUGGAAUUUAUUGCAUGCACCGUUUGAGAAGCAGGACGGAAAUUCAAAAACAGUCUACACAUCCAUAUGGUAUGAACAUUGGAAAGAAAAAUUUCAGAGAGACACAGCCCUCAGUUCCAAAAAGGUACACUAUGGGUAUCGCCUUCUACACAACCGAUUUGGGUCAAAGUACAAAACUGUUUGAUGAAUUGGAAGGCUUCCCGGUUAAAGACGUGUCUAUCCUUCCUUCCCAUGUUUUGGUAACUACAUCAGAGGCCAAUGAAGCUGACGGUGCUGCAAACAGACUUUGGGUUUCUACAGGCGGGCCUUUCAAACCUGCACGCCUACCUAAGCGGGUGGCCUAUUUACCACCGAUGGUCAGCAUGUCACUGGAGCUUGAUCGAGAGCGUAUAUUAUUACAUGCUGUUCUGGAAGAAGAUGAAGGUCACGGAAAAUCCGAGCAUUUGCUACUGUCCGAUUCUUCUGGUCUCAACUUUUCUCUCAUCGACUCCAUAGCACAAGAACCUGCUCAGCAUGUGAUGUUCGAAAAGCUAAAUAACCUCGAGGGAACAAUAUGGGGUGAAUUCAUUUUUGAAGAGGUUCAUAAUCGGAGCACGGAAUUGGGCAUGGAUGAAACAAAUCUUGAUAAGAAGGUCAAUUGGCUUCAAAGAAUUAUUGAAUUUAUAAAGAAGCAUGUCCUCCACAGAAAGCCCUAUCCCCUCAUGGAACCUUUCCCCUUUAUCGAAUAUAAACGAUUUUCCAAGAAUAAAAUAAGCUUCGACAAUGGGGAAACAUGGACCAAUUUAAAGGUUGUGGAUCCAUCUGGAAAACAUAAGAACCUUUUCCAAUGCGAUAUCGAUGAUGUAGAACACUGUUCUUUCCAGAAAAAAAAAUUUUAUUCUCCAUUAAUUAGAAAUGAACCAACAGCUGGUAUACUCAUGGAAACCGGUGUUGUUAGAGAACGUUCCCUAAUCUUAGGUGAAAAAGAUGCAAUGGCUUUUAUUUCACGAGACGGUGGUGCUUCUUGGGAGGUGGCUUUUGAAUUUCCUGUGUAUGCAGCAUUUUUGGAUUUUGGGAACAUUAUCGUUGCUAUACCCAAGUUGUCUCAGAAAAACGGUAGGACAUUGAAGAAGUUCUUUUAUUCUGUGGAUCAGGGAAAUAAUUGGAGGGAAUAUUACCUCGAUAUCGUACUUGAUGAACCUGCACAUGCGUACGAUCUCGUACUUGAUAGCUGGGGUUUAAACGCUGUGAUAGGCCUUGUUAAACAAAAAUACGAGCGGUCCAGUAAAUAUACCUUUUACACAAUAGACUUUUCAGAAGUGUUCGGGGGGAGUGCUUGCACUGACGGAGAUUGGGAAAAAUGGUAUUUGUCUGAUGGCAAGUGUUUAAAUGGUGUCAAGUACAGCUUUAACAGAAGAAAAGCGGAUGCCCAAUGUUUGAUGAGGAAAGCAUUUGAAGAGCUAACACUAAAUGAGGAGAGUUGUGAGCCUAAAGACUCCCAAAGUAGUAUUUAG
Molecule: messenger RNA, 2154 nt
Organism: Zygosaccharomyces rouxii
Lineage: Eukaryota; Fungi; Ascomycota; Saccharomycetes; Saccharomycetales; Saccharomycetaceae
Exons: 1
Coding region: 1-2154 (717 amino acids)
Biological process (GO): Golgi to vacuole transport; protein targeting to vacuole; Golgi to endosome transport
Cellular component (GO): Golgi apparatus; membrane
Molecular function (GO): protein binding
Source: RefSeq, a predicted model, not a curated record